GGCAUCAGCCCGGGUGUGAGUCAGUAUGUUAUACUCUUCCCCAGCCGUCCGAUCUGGAGCGUCUAGUCCCUGACUCCCCCGAUUACUCUGGCGAGCAGGUAGCUGCUGUUCGUGACCUUAUCCAUCGCAACUCAUCUGCUUUUGCUUGGGAUGGUGAACCUUCGAACCAAUAUCCUACAACAUAG
Molecule: messenger RNA, 185 nt
Organism: Dibothriocephalus latus
Lineage: Eukaryota; Metazoa; Platyhelminthes; Cestoda; Diphyllobothriidea; Diphyllobothriidae
Source: the annotation of a GenBank genome assembly